This is a messenger RNA of Labrus mixtus (cuckoo wrasse), 823 nucleotides long. RefSeq names its product glycerophosphodiester phosphodiesterase domain-containing protein 5-like. The record is from RefSeq and is a predicted model, not a curated record. Gene Ontology annotation, cellular component: membrane. The coding region runs from base 200 to 823 and encodes 207 amino acids. The transcript is spliced from 7 exons. Lineage: Eukaryota; Metazoa; Chordata; Actinopteri; Labriformes; Labridae. Gene Ontology annotation, molecular function: glycerophosphodiester phosphodiesterase activity.
UCACUUCUGUGAGCUUGACGGAAAACAUCUUCCGAGGCCACCUGCUACACGUCGGGGUAACCUACCCGAAGAAGAGCAGAGCACUGCGGCUUCUUCUCGGCCGUCAGUCGGGACUACGAACCGACCUGCGCGGCUCACCUGGAGGUGUGUGUGUGUGUGUGAGCAGGAUGGGAGCUGUGUCAGAGAGUGUGUGAGAGCCAUGGCGUCCACGUUGUCCCAGCUGAAGUUGGGCUGGCCGCGCGGCCUCCGUGCUAAGCUGCUGCGGCGCUACGAGCACAAGCCGUUAGUGUCGUGUCUGGUCGGUCUGUACGGCUGCAGGUGGAGACGGUACGAGAGGAGCUUCACUCAGCCGGGAGAGUGCUGCUGCAACAAGGUCGAAGGUGUCUGCUUUGUUCUGCUCCUGGUGGCUUUCUGCUUAACGCUGGUGUUUCUCUACUUCUGGGGACAAGCGAAGAACGACUACAACGACUUUGACUGGUUUAACUUUGGGAUCCUGGGCUUCUGGUUUCCUUGGUCUGUGGUGCUGCUGGUCAUCGCUGCGGGCUUCUUCACCUACGUCACUGUACUCACGCUGCUGGCUGUGUGUUUGCUGUCAGAAGGCCAGAAGCUUUAUUUACACUGGAGUCACAAGAUCGGGAUCCUGGUGAGUCUGACUUUCUCCAUCGUAGCCACGGCGGUCCUGUCUGACCUCUGGAGCAAAGAGUGGAAGACGUUACUGCUCUCCUUCCAGGUGACUCUCAUCCUUCCAGGUGUCCUCAUUCUCUUCCUCAUCCUCCUCUUCCUCCUCAAUCUGAAACUGAAUACUUUCAGAAACUUCAUGUAG